CUUUCCCGUCUGGAGUCUGACGCACUCCGCCAGCCAAUAAGCUCAUGUAGCACUUCAGCUCCCGUGCCCGCUGUGGAAGCAGGAUUUCUUCAAAUAAAAAUGGCAGAUGACUCCGCUGCCUCUUCCACGCUUCACUCAUCGGCUCGUAACGGCUCCGGUAUGAGCUCGGGGACGUGCGCCGGUGGGCACGUCGCAACCACAGUCACCUCCGGGCCUCGGCUGGUCCGCAUUGUCAAGUCGGACUCGGGCUACGGCUUCAAUGUCCGCGGGCAAGUAAGCGAAGGAGGGCAGUUAAGAAGCAUUAACGGCGAACUUUACGCCCCGCUGCAGCACGUCAGCGCCGUGCUACCGGGCGGCGCGGCAGACCGAGCAGGAAUCUCAAAGGGUGACCGAAUUCUUGAAGUGAAUGGGGUAAAUGUAGAAGGGGCCACUCAUAAGCAGGUGGUAGAUCUCAUCCGAGCCGGCGAAAAAGAGUUGGUCUUGGCUGUCCUGUCUGUUCCACAACCAGAGAUGGACAGCCUUGAUCCAGGGGAUGACGGCUCAUCCCAGUCUUGCUAUGACUACAGCGACAAGCAGGCUGUUCCCAUCUCUGUGCCCACGUACAAACACGUGGAGCAGAAUGGGGAGAAGUUUGUAGUCUACAAUGUGUACAUGGCAGGCAGGCAGUUGUGCUCCAAACGUUAUCGGGAGUUUACCAUCUUGCAUCAGAAUCUGAAGAGGGAAUUUGCAAACUUUGCUUUUCCCAAGCUGCCAGGAAAAUGGCCUUUCUCCCUGUCCGAGCAACAGCUAGACGCUCGCAGGCGAGGGCUGGAAGAAUACUUGGAGAAAGUAUGUUCUGUUCGGGUAAUUGGGGAAAGCGACAUCAUGCAGGAGUUUCUGUCAGAGUCAGAUGAGAACUAUAAUGGUGUUUCAGAUGUGGAACUGAGGAUAGCCAUGCCAGACAAAACUACAGUUAUGGUCCGGGUGCGGAAGAAUUGCACAACAGACCAGGUCUACCAGGCUGUAGUAACAAAGAUUGGGAUGGAUGGCAUUACUGCUAGUUAUUUUGCUCUAUUUGAAGUAAUUAACCACUCCUUUGCACGCAAGCUGGCCCCCAAUGAGUUUCCUCAUAAGCUGUAUGUGCAGAACUACACAUCUGCCAUCCCAGGCACCUGUCUCACACUCCUCAAGUGGCUCUUCACCACAGAGGAGGAAAUUCUGCUCAAUGACAACGAGCUGGCCAUCAACUAUUGCUUCCAUCAGGCUCUGGAUGAUGUGAAAAAGGGAUUCAUCAAAGUGGGGGAGAAAUCCUACCAGCUCCAAAAGCUUAUUGAGCAGAGGAAAAUGACCAUGUAUUUAAGUAUUCUAAGGACAUGUGAGGGCUACAAUGAGAUAACUUUCCCUCACUGCUCCUGUGACUCGCGAAGAAAAGGUCACGUCAUCACUGCGAUUAGCAUCAACCACUUCGAACUCCAUGCUUGCACUGAGGAUGGCACUCUAGAGAAUCAGGUGAUCGCAUUUGAAUGGUCAGAAAUGCAAAGAUGGGACACGGAUGAGGAGGGAAUGGCUUUCUGUUUUGAGUAUGCGCGAGGGGAGAAGAAACCUCGCUGGGUCAAAAUCUUCACUCCAUACUUCAACUACAUGCAUGAGUGCUUCGAGAGAGUCUUCUGUGAGCUCAAAUGGAGAAAAGAGGUUGAAGAGGAGGCCACAGACAAGGACAAUAAGAACUGCAGUAAAGAUGGUAUGUGCAGUAAGAAUAUCUUCCAACUGUUGAGACACAGAAGGGAUGGAGGCACAUGAAUGAAGAGAUUAUCUCCUCUUGAAUCCUCAAGUACACGUAUAUACACAAACACUUAUAGCUGCAUACAGAAGCCCAAAUAAGAACUAUUUCAAACCAGUCACGUACAGCUUAAUCUACAACUUAUACACACAUAAUUAAGUACUUCAAAUCCAAGGCUCUCUCCUUCAAAUCCAAGGCUGCCAAAUAUAGACAAUUUAAAGCAGGAAAUUACACAACCACAGUGCAGUGAAGAAAAACUAAAAGACUUGAAGCCUUUCGCCAUCACGCAAUUUCAAUGCAAUUGGACUGGACAGAGAUAUGUUGGACCUAUUAGAGGUGAAUGCCAGAUCGGGACAGGACGGUAGACAGUGAGACUUCUUAGAGAGGAGAAAGAACGUUAUCUCCCUAUUGUCGAAUUAUAUAUGCCAUAUGUACCUACAGAUGGACACGUCCUGGUCUUUGACAUGGCACCAGCAUUGCGAUUGGUCCAGGUGACUAAUUCUUGUCAUGUGGCUGGUCUUCAGACUGGACACUUUGUCAGAUGCAAGUGUUUACAGACUUAUGCUCUUGAGGUGGUGCUCCUUGGCAAUGUGGCAGAGAGAGAGAGAGAGAGAGAGAGAGAGAGAGAGAGAGAGAGGGAGGGAGAGGGGGAGAGAGAGGGAGGAGUGUGUUAAUUUAAAGGCAUGAAAUCCUCAGUGGUCAAACUAAUGCAUCAUCCUGACACCUGCACAUACACCUGUGAGGGCAGAGAGGCUCUCUCAGAAUGUAUCAUUUGGACUAUGAGAGUGAGCGAGGGAAGGAGAAAAAGAGAAAACAUGCCUUUUUAACCUAGUUAUAAAAAGGGCAAGAGAGACGGAUCAAUAGUUUCCAUACUUUUCUCACUAAUUUGCCUGUUACCUCACUAUUGCCACUGCUUGUACAGAUUUUGAGCCCUUAUGUUGAGCUGAGGUUUUAUUUUUUAUAGCAGUAUUUGAUUGCAUUAACCAUCGCCAUGCCCAGAUGGAAUUUUUAGGAAGAUUUGGGGGGGGAAAGCUGGAAUUCUGCAGAAUGAGUUUAAAUAUGGUGCAGUGUUCUUAUUUAAUAAACAAACAUGCAACAGGCAGAGAAUAAGUUGAAUUUAUGGGUCAACAUAUGCUGAACAAUGAGCGUUAGAAUUCAUUUUAGCUUUCUGUUGAGGUAUGCAGGCGUAGAUUCCAUGUUGACCUGGCCUUCGCUCUGGAACACCAUCCCACUAAUAAUCUGUACCAGUGCUCUGUGUGGGUGUUUUCUCUACACAUAUAUGACUUGAGUUGUUUUAACAGUGUUAUGAAUGUGAAACACUGAAUUGGAAAGCCAGAUUAGUGCUAGUUAUGUGUGUGUGAAUACAUUGUGUGAAUGUUAGGCUGGUUUGUGUGAGUUUCGGGCUGCCAUGCCCUCAUUGAGCAGUAGAUGGCUCUGACCGCACAUGAUGCGGUCAGCCUUUGCUGUCAUUUUAACUGUUUGAGUGUGUAUCUGUUCGAUUUUACUUAUUGUAGCGCAGGCGCAUACAAACCUGUCACUCCAGACCAGUUAUGACAUGUUUUGCACUUUUUAAAUGAUGUACAUUUGAGCCUAUGUCUGUAUGUGAAAGACUGACAGCAUGCCAUUUCUGUCCUGCACAGAAGAUGUUUCUGUGUCAUCGCAUUCCUUGACUUUACUAGACAAACCAAGCAAACAAGCAAGCAAUUGUGAAUAGAAUGACCGGCGGAUUUUUGUUCUGUUGGAAUACCACAGCUGUCUUACAUAAGUUAUAUGCUGGUUAUCAUGGGAUUUCGCUGAAUCAGCAUCAAGCAAAGCCUCGUCCUAAGUAUAUGGUUUAAAUCUCUUCAUUCUUGUCAAAUUGUUUGGCUUGUUGUAAUAGGCUUUUAGAUCAGACUUUUAUCUAUGUCUGUGUGUAUCUUUUUCCCUCUCUCAUUCUUCAGCUCUACUCUUUCAUUCUCUGUUUGUUUGCUCUGGUUGUGUUCUUUCUCUUUGACUGAAACUUUAAUUUAUUUGAAUAUGAUAUUACACAAAUAUCCCUGUGUACAGUAUUUUCAGCGGUGUGAAUUUUUGGGUAAUCUUUUCAAAUAAGGCACAAAAAGAACAUUUACAAAGCGACUCAAAGUAGUGUAAACUGAAAUAAGCAAUGUAGGACACAUACUGCAAAAAAAAGCAAGACAAACAACUGGAGUUUUUGAACUAGAAACUAAAGUUGACAUGGACAAAACUUUAUGUACAAGCAAAAUGUUUGGUAAUGUUUGGUCAUAGCAUUAUAAUAAAAUGUAACAUAUUCUUUUAAAUAAAUUGAUUUAUUGA
Xyrauchen texanus (razorback sucker) is the source of this 4072-nucleotide messenger RNA. It is a transcript of the gene snx27b, whose product is annotated as sorting nexin 27b. Gene Ontology annotation, biological process: signal transduction; intracellular protein transport. The record is from RefSeq and is a predicted model, not a curated record. Gene Ontology annotation, cellular component: early endosome. The coding region runs from base 100 to 1779 and encodes 559 amino acids. Lineage: Eukaryota; Metazoa; Chordata; Actinopteri; Cypriniformes; Catostomidae. The transcript has 13 exons. Gene Ontology annotation, molecular function: protein binding; phosphatidylinositol-3-phosphate binding.